Molecule: messenger RNA, 2324 nt
Organism: Pseudopodoces humilis (Tibetan ground-tit)
Lineage: Eukaryota; Metazoa; Chordata; Aves; Passeriformes; Paridae
Source: RefSeq, a predicted model, not a curated record
GUUCAGUCCUGCUGGAAUGAUUGCUGCUGAUUUGUUGACAUCCAUUGGUUCAACAUACCCAAGUGUGCGAAACAAUAAAGCUGUUGUUUCAGCAGACUGCAAACAAGCGCUAAUAAUUUCAGCUCUUGCAUUUAGUAUUCCUGCUGUGAUUCAACCAAAAACACCUAUAGCUAUUGCAUUGUUUUACCUAUGGAUACACACAGACAAAAUAUGUAUCAAGAGACUCCACUUCCAACUAAUCAAGUUGUGCACCCAGAGGUGCCAUUUGGGAAUCCUACCCCGAGUUUUGAUGUCUUUUGGGUAGAACACAUGGGCCUUGACCAACCAGAACUGACUUGCAGCCUGACUCAUCUUGGUAGAACAGUUUCUAUCACAGGCAUGCUGGACACUGGCACAGAUGUCACUGUGAUAUCUCACAGGUUUUGGCCGAGUGAUUGGAAUUUAGUGUCACCUCUGGGCACCCUCACAGGGACUGGAGGCACCACUGUGUGUCUGCAAAGUGAAUCCAGGAUUACUGUUACAGGUCCUGAGGGGAAGACAGCAACAGUAUGUCCCUUCCUUGUGCAGAAGCCUCUCACUGUAUGGGGGAGAGACUUAGUGUCCCAGUGGGGAGCAAAAGUACAAGUGGACCCCUGAUGGGGACCACACCAAAGCCCACCAUUCUAAAGCUGUCAUGGAAAACUGAUAACCCUGUUUGGAUUGAUCAAUGGCCUUUAACAGAGAAAAGAAGUAAGUAACCUUAAAAACUUAGUAAAAAACAGUUGCAAAAAGAUCACGUUACACCUGCAAGUAGUCCCUGGAAUUCACCAGUGUUUGUCAUCCACAAGAAGACUUCUAAUUCCUGGAGACUACUUCACAACCUGAGGAAGAUCAAUGAAGUAAUUGAGGACACGCAACCUGGACUCCCCUCUAUGUCAAUGAUUCCAAGAGACUGGCCUCCCGUUAUCCUUGAUUUAAAGGACUGGUUUUCCAACAUUCCACUCCAUCCAGAGGAUGCACUGAGGUCUGCUUUUUAAGUUCCAGCUAUCAAUAGAGGAGAACCACUGCAAAGAUAUCACUGCUAAUCUUUGCCUCAAGGGAUGAAAAAUUCUCCCACCAUUUGCCAAUAUUUUGUUGUACAAGCUCUGUCUCCAGCUCAACAGAAGCACUCACAAUCUGCGAUUCUACACUACAUGGAUGAUUUGCUUAUUGCAGCACCAACACGAACAGAAAUGGAACAAAUUCGUGACAGUGUUGUUACCGAAAUUCAAAAGGCCGGACUGGAAAUUUCUACAUCCAAAAUUCAAAAUGUCCCACCCUGGAAAUAUCUGGGAUGGAGGAUGACUGAACAAACAAUUACUCCACAGAAAAUAAAACUCUGGACCAGUGGCAACACCUUGCAAGAUUUACAACAGCUUUUGGGAGAAAUUAAUUGGGUCAGAUCUAUUUUGGGAAUUACCAGUGAUGAACUUGCCCCACUCUUUGACUUAUUAAGAGGAGACUGUGACAUCAAAUCUCCUAGGACUUUAACACCUGAAGCUCAAGCAUCCCUUGAAAAUGUCACAGAAGCUUUCCAAAGGAGACAAGCCCAUCAAUGUGCUCCAGAAAAGCCCUUUAUUCUUGCAGUUUUGGGAGAAAAACUGCAACUUUAUGGUCUCAUUUUUCAAUGGGACCCUUGUGAAAGAGAUCCUUUGUUAAUAAUGGAAUGGGUUUUUCUUCCUUACAAGUCCCCAAAGACAAUUUUUACAACUAGGGAGAUGACAGCACAAAUUAUAAUUAGAGCCAGAACAAGGUUGUUAACUUUAGCAGGCCAAGAUUUUGCAGUUAUUUAUUUGCCUCUGAUAAACGACAACCUUGAUUGGGCAUUGCAAAAUUCAGAUGAUUUGCAAAAUGCAUUGUUGAAUUUUUCAGGUGUUUGUUCUAUUCAUUACCCAGCCCAUAAAUUGUUGCAAAUAAAAUUGAGCUUUAGAGAAAAACCCAUGUUGAGUGAAGAGCCUUUAAGUGCUGUAAUUCUCUUCACUGAUGGAUCAGGGAAAACACACAAAUCAGUAACAGUAUGGCUAAAUCAAACAACAAAAACAUGGGAAUCAGAUAUUCAAACAGUGAGGGGAUUUCCCCAAAUUACUGAAUUAGCUGCUGUAGGCAGGGCCUUUCAGCUUUUUCCUUUUAAUUUCAUUACAGAUUCUGCUUAUAUUGCUAAUGUAGUUAAAAUAGUAGAAGGAUCAGGUUUAAAAUAUGUUGGAAAUGAUGUUUACUUUCAAGCUUUUAUACAAUUUUACAAUACAGAACUAAUCCAUAUUUUGUUUCUCAUGCUAGGGCUCAUUCUUCGCUCCCAGGAUUUGUAG